This is a messenger RNA of Copidosoma floridanum, 1385 nucleotides long. RefSeq names its product Krueppel-like factor 6. The record is from RefSeq and is a predicted model, not a curated record. Gene Ontology annotation, molecular function: DNA-binding transcription factor activity, RNA polymerase II-specific; RNA polymerase II cis-regulatory region sequence-specific DNA binding. Gene Ontology annotation, biological process: regulation of transcription by RNA polymerase II. Lineage: Eukaryota; Metazoa; Arthropoda; Insecta; Hymenoptera; Encyrtidae.
CUACGAAAUGGAAAGGUACCUGAAAGACGAGCCAAAGCUGCAGUCGUACAAAAAGCUCCCCACGGAGCUCGACUCGACGGCACCGUGGAAUUUGUUCAGGGCACCGCAAAUCUGGACCGCCAGUACCGCGAGCACGCCCUUCGAAUCGCCAAUCAAAAUCGAGCCCACAAUCAAAAUGGAGGUGAUGGACGACAGAGAGGCACUUUCGUGUCUGGAGGACGAGCUGAACCUGAGCCCGAGCGACCUGCACCACAGUCACAACGGCCGGGACAGGGAUCUGCUCGACCGGCACCUCGACUCGUUGUCCAUGUCCUCGGCGAGCUCGGCGUGCUCCGCCCUCUCGUGGGACGGCUCGCCCUCCAUGUCCUGCAGGGCGCUCAUCAUCAAAAAGGAGCCCAGCCUCGACCUCGAGGAGGACGAGGAGCACGAGGAGAUCGAGGAAGAGGAGGACAGCGGGUGCGAGGGCGAGGGCCAGAUACUGACGCCACCCUCGAGUCCGGAGUCGGGCCAGGGCCACUCGAACUCGAGCCACUCGUCGACCGGCAGCUCGAUGCUCGACGUUCACAAUCUCAACUUACACGGGCCCCACGGCAGGAGCGCCAUCGUCAGGGUUACCGCGGCCAACGCGCAGAGCGUAGCGAGGCUGAUCUCGGUGACGACGAGCGGCUUCCAAGCGGCCAACGGAGCCUUGGGCCAGGGCUCGGUCGCGGGGACGAUGUCGAGCGGGAGCCACGCGGGAGUCAACAGGCACCACGCGAGGAGUCACGAGCACAGUCCGCCCGACACGAAACGCAGGAUACACAAGUGCCACUACGACAAUUGCAAAAAGGUCUACACCAAAAGCUCCCACCUCAAAGCUCACCAGAGGACGCACACGGGUGAAAAGCCGUACAAGUGCAGCUGGGAGGGCUGCGAGUGGCGAUUCGCCCGUUCGGACGAGCUCACGCGCCAUUACCGCAAACACACGGGCGCCAAGCCGUUCAAGUGCAAGCAGUGCGACCGUUGUUUCUCGCGCAGUGACCAUCUCGCCCUCCACAUGAAGAGACACGUCUGAAAGGCCUCCCACUCCUGAUGUCGGCGGCGUCGCCGUCGUCUUGGCCUUUGUUUCGCGACGCGUCGCCCCGACACCCCGACAUGACGUGCCACGGCUACAGCAGCUAAGCAGCAGCCGCGUACCACCCUCCGACCCCGCAAAUGAUAAAACUCAAUCGCAACGCAACAAGAAGCAACUCUCGCCGAUCCGCCCCGCCGAAAAAAACCUCCCGCCGCGCGAUCACGCUCCCCCGAAGAGGCGCAUCGGGGUAGGUCGCGGGUAAACUUGUAUACGUCCCCCCACCCCCUUCUCGUAAAAUUACUGCGUCGUGCGGACACUUGCCGCUCGCCGU